CUCAAGAGACGUAAAAUAAAGUGUUAUGUUUGCGCAUGCGUACAGAUCAGGUGUCCCAGCAAAUUGGGCCGCGAGAGCUAUUCCCGUACCGAGUUGUGCGUAAACUACGUACCAAACCCGCCGUAGGCCGCCAUGUGCUCGGAGUAAACUGCGUAGUUCGUACCAAGAAUAGCUCAUUUACGACCGAACAACUGCGGCCGUUUAAUCGAACGUGCCGAGCCAAAAAAGCCAACAUUUGAACAUUUUGUCGACAUAUUUGACGGUGUCACGGAGAAGCCGGUGUUGCUGGACAACAUCAAGAUGGGGAAGCUGGACCCGGAGGAAGUGACGAUGAGGAGGAUGAAGGAGGACGACAUCGAGACGGUGAAAGCUCUCGUCAAGGAAGGCUGCGAAGGCUCCGAGAACCGCCUCAUCCUUCACGUCCUCACCCGGCCGCUGUGUCUUUUCCUCCUGGCCGUGGUCUCCUCCGCCCUGCGCUGCCUGCUCCACUCCUUCGUCCUGGCCCUCAGCACACCCGUGCUGCUGCUCACCAUCUACCUGAAGAUCACCCUGCCACGCUCCACGGGGGUCCUGGGCAGCAGCCGCCCCUCCUGGGACUACGUGGGCAGCAGCUUCCAGGGCACGCUCGAGGAGUCGCUGCUCCGUCCUACUGGCGGGGCGAGGCGCAGGGUCGCGCCCGCAGACCGGGACGCGUCGGCGGAUAGCGUGGGCCCGGAGAGGCGGCGGGCGGCCGGCCAGGUGUGGGUGGCGGAGGCGGACGGCGAGAUCCUGGGCUGCCUCUUCAGGGAGAGCGAGAAGCGCCCGGGCGUCAGGAGGUUCUGCCGGCUGGUGACGGGGAGCUGGCACCGGCGGGAGGGUCUGGCUCGCCUCCUGGUCCACAGUCUGGAGCGCAAGGAGAAGGAGGAAGGGGCGCGGCGGGUGUACGCGCAUGUUCCUUACCUGUCCCAGGUGGGCCAGGCGGUCUUCAAGAAACUGGGGUAUCAGCCGCUCGGCGAGGCCGAGGAGGAGGAAGAACAGCCGGAGGCUCCAGAAAGAGGAUUUCUUCGAUACCCCGUCACUAAAGUCUUCUACAAAGACUUGUGAUGCAGGACUCGUUUAUUGGGAGAGUGGCCGUGCCAGCAACCUGAGGGUUCCUGGUUCGAUCCCCACCUUCCACCAACCUAGUCACGUCCUUUGUGUCCUUGAGCAAGACACGUCACCCUUGCUCCUGAUUAGGUUGUGGUUAGGGCCUUGCAUGGCAGCUCCCGCCAUCAGUGUGUGAAUGGGUGAAUGUGGAAAUAGUGUCAAAGCCUUGAAGGUAGAAAAGUAUAACCUAUUCACCAUCGAUCAUCAUUUCAUAACGCUGGCGAUCUGUGGGCACCGAUCCAUUCGAUGUGAUCCGAUUCAGAAUCGAUUCAAACCGAUUACAGCAAUCUAUUAUUUGGUGUAAUUAACCCCCCCCCCCCCUGCUACCCUAAAAAAGGGGACAAGCGGUAGAAAAUGGAUGGAUUAUGACACUUUUUCAUACAAGGUUAAAAAGCUCCUUCUGCUUGCAUGGAGAUCUAAAAUAUCUUUUAAUAAUGUAUUCUUACAUUAAAAAAAAAAGUUUUAAAAAAAAUAUAUGUAUUUAUUCACUUUAUUUCGAUUUAAAAAAAAUUACGAAUAAGAAACGCGAAUUGGGUGUGAAUCUUUUUUUUUUGUUUGGCAGCCCUAAUAUUGAUCAUCAAGCAGAGUAUUUAUGUUUACAUAUUUAUUCAUGGUUGUCUGUAAACAUAUUUCAUUCUUCAUUUUCCCAGGAAGUUCCAAAUUAACACUUUUGUAAGUGACACCAAACUUUAAAAAAAAAUCCUAAUCUGAUUUACAAUUUUAAAAAAAUUCACUU
This is a messenger RNA of Entelurus aequoreus (snake pipefish), 1861 nucleotides long. It is a transcript of the gene nat14, whose product is annotated as N-acetyltransferase 14 (GCN5-related, putative). Gene Ontology annotation, molecular function: N-acetyltransferase activity. Lineage: Eukaryota; Metazoa; Chordata; Actinopteri; Syngnathiformes; Syngnathidae. The record is from RefSeq and is a predicted model, not a curated record. The transcript has 3 exons. Bases 301 to 1083 code for a protein of 260 amino acids.